AGCAGGAUACUCUCUGUGAAGGAGCAAUAGUAAUUGUUGACUUCCUAAAGAAGUUACCAUAAGCAUAGUAUGUCACAGAGGUCUCAGAUUGCAUUUGGUUAAGUGGCCUGUUUUGCAGGAUUUAACCUGGUGGCAUAAGAACCCUGCAAUAAAUCUCUCAGCCAUGAUUAGGAAUGCAGCAGGGAUUAGUGUCGGCUGAAGAGUUGAAGUCUUUCCCUCCUCCCUUGGACAGUGCCAGAUCUGAGAUAGUCUCCAAUGGUCUGAAAAAGGAUUCUACAGCAUGCCUUCGUCACUCUAGAUACAUGCUAUUAAUCUGCUUAUGAGCUUCCCCUGACCUAAGCUUCUUUUUCCAAGGCUGAUCUGACCAUGGCGGUCCUUAAAAUAAAAUUAACAAAAACUAAGAGAGACAAAUUGGCUCAGAUCCUCUGGAUCCUCAACUGGGUUUCUGUAGUGACUGGUGUCAUUCUCUUCAGCCUAGGCCUCUUUCUGAAAAUAGAAAUCAAGAAACGCAAUGAGGUGAUGGCAAAAGGGGAGAUUAACUCUGUCCCCAAUAUGCUCAUCUCAGUAGGGGUCAUAGCUUGCAUCAUCAACUUUCUUGGUGGGAAAAUCUGCUAUGACUGUUCAGACACCAACAAAUUCUCACGAUGGAGGCUAGUCAUGCUCCCUUACAUUGUGUGCACUUUCUGCUUCACUUUCUGCAUCCUGGUGGGUGCUAUCAUGUGCUACACCAUGAGGAACGAGCUGGAGGAAUCUCUAUAUCUAGGAUUGAGAGAUGCUAUUAAAUUCUAUAAGGAUACAGACAUCCCUGGACGGUGCUUCUUAAAGAAAACCAUAGACCUAUUACAAAUUGGAUUCCAGUGCUGUGGAAACAACGGCUUCAGAGACUGGUUUGAAAUUCAGUGGAUAUCCGUUCGUUAUCUUAAUAUGGCCUCCAAAGAGGUUUUGGACCGUCUGAAAAGUAAUGUUGAUGGGAAGUUCUUGGUGGAUGGAGUGCCCUUCAGCUGCUGUAAUCCAAAUUCACCACGUCCUUGUAUCCAAUACCAGCUUACAAAUAGCACCGCUCACUAUAACUAUGAUUUUCUGACAGAGGAGCUCAAUCUCUGGAUGAAGGGGUGCAGGCAGGCCCUGCUGGAUUACUACACUGAUAUUAUGUGGUCCAUUGGUCUCACAGUGCUUAUCAUCUGGUUGUUUGAGAUUUCUGUACUUAUUGGGGUCCGUUACCUGCAAACAGCAAUGAAGAAUGUUCUCCUGUUGGGUGAUCCAGAGUGUGAGUCAGAUGGCUGGUUACUGGAGAACAGCUUUGUAGAAACAGCCAAAUACAAUUUUAGCAUCAUUAAGAACCUUGGUAAAGCCAAUCAGAUUUCUACUGUCUCAGAGAUGAAUGAUCCCAAUAUGGAUGUUCAAACAGCAAACUAUGGUCCAGACAAUGUUCCAUCAAAAUCCAUCCCCACAGCCAGCUAGACAGGACAGAUUCUUUAUUAAAAACCUAAAAUUGGUUUGGUACCUUAACUGAAAUCCUGAAGUUACAAGAUUUUUCAUCAAACUGAGAACACUAACUGGGUAAUUUGACAAAUCACAGUAUUGUGGCAAGUCAAAAAGCUGAGACUCUUUGGGUUGGAUAUAAUUUUUGUAGGCUAGAGUUCCUGUCUCCCUGACUUCUUUACUCACUCCUGUGAAAGCCCUGCUUUUUAAUACUGCAUAAAAUGAUAUGACAUGGAUUAAAGGGCUUCCCCCCCCCACACUUUCUCACUGCAUUCCCACCCCACAUAUUCUUCGUAUGGUCUGAAAAACCUGAAAAUCAGAGUGGAAAUUGUAUAGCCAAGAGGAGUCAAAAAGGAUAACCUACAAAGGAGCUACUUAUUUCAGUCCUACAUUUGAAUUUUCAAUUUUUUAAAGAAGUGAAACUAUUGUCAAGUGAAGGUGCUACUACUGUAAUAUCUAAGUGAACCUACUAAAUUUUCACACCAUGGACAAAUUCCAUGUAUUUCUGAACUUCAAAAGGAAUUUAAUUAGCUAACUGCAAACUACAAUCAAGUUGAAAUGGUGGCAUGAGGAAAACGCAAGUUAAUUUUGUACAAUAUGUAUAUAUGUGGGUUUUUAAAAUCUGUUUUCAGAUAGGACUGCUCUCACACUUUAGAGGAUUUCAACUGUCCUUAAUCUUUCAAAGUCAAUGGAAGAUGCUAAAAGAAAUCCCAUUCAAUGAAAUUUUAUACAGGAAAUAAAUUGGAGGCUUAAUACUAGGACAUUAAAUGGUAAAAUUAGAGUUUUACCAACAAUAAAACAUACUAACUGAAAGCAAAUAGCACUUACCAAACAGAUAUCAUUGAAUCAUAGGGCUGGAAGAGACCUCAGGAGGUCAUUGAGUCCCACCACCUACCCAAUGCAGGACCAACUCCAACUAAAUCAUUCCAGGGCUUGGUCAAGCCGUGACUGGAGAUUCUAUGACCUCUCUGCGUAACCCAUUCCAGUGCUUCA
Molecule: messenger RNA, 2475 nt
Organism: Pelodiscus sinensis (Chinese soft-shelled turtle)
Lineage: Eukaryota; Metazoa; Chordata; Testudines; Trionychidae
Source: RefSeq, a predicted model, not a curated record